GAGAGGGAGACAGGCGCGGAGGGGCGAAAGUGAAGGAGGAGGGCGAGAGAGAGAGAGAGAGAGAGAGAGAGAGAGGAUGCCGGGGCCGGGGGCGCACACGAUGUACGCGUUGGGGGUUGGGGCAGGGCUGAUGCGCCUCUCCCGAGGCCGCUUCGGGCCCCACCACUGCGUUGUCUACGCCGCCAACGCCUUCCUCGGCCCCGACCUUGGCUCCUUUGCCGAAUGGCUCGCCUCCUGCAUCUCCUCCUCUUCCGGCCUCGGCCACUCCCUCGGGUCCCUUGCGAUGGACCUUGUCCACCACCCCUUCUACUACCCUAUGCUGCUCGGUCUCCCCCUCUCCUUCUUCUAUGCCUGGCUCUCCGCUCUCCUCCUUCGCAAAGGCAUCCUCGAUCCCGCCUCCGGGGUCUCGUUGAGCAAGAUGCAGUGCUUCUUGUUGUUAUCGGCUGGUUCCCUGUCGCAUUUCUUCUUGGAUCACUUGUUCGAGGAGAAUGGCCAUUCAACAAUGUAUACCUGGAUAUUGAGCACAGGCUGGUGGAAGAACUCUGCUCCUAUCAAUCCAGAUGCUGUAGUCGUGGUUGGACUUUUAUGCACUUCUUUGUUUGUGGGCUUUGUGUAUAUCAACAGACUGAAAAAUGGAAAAUCCAUCAUCAAGAGAUCAGAUCAAUCCUUGAGACUUGUCCUGAUCAUCGCGACCUUGUACUGCACUUGGUGUGUCAGUCAAAUAUACUGGCGAAACCCUCCCCAACCAGCGGUAGGGGAAGAAGCAGAUCUCGGGGUUCUUGUUUUCCUGGCUCUCUACUUCUUUCUCCCACAUGCCUUGUGUUUACUGUCAAUGAACCAGAGAGACUACAUCGACACAGCAGAUCAACUGCCACUCUAGUGGCCGCAUCAGCUCAACAUUCACAACCAGGAAGAAGCCAUGAGGAUUACGAAAGCAUCAAAACUAGAACUAUACAGGGUAUAUCUUGUUCUGCUGCUACUGUAUAAUAAAUAAGAUUGAUGGUGGGAGGAUUGGAAGGUUGGUUGAUCUCAGGAAUAAGAUUGUCCUUUUUUCACAUCGUAGCAGGAGGUGGCACUUGGCAAUUAUUAGCAUAGUUAUCCUUUGUAAUUGAUUUUUUACAGAGCUAAUGGUGGAUCCAAAAUGGUCCGGACAUUACAACGUCGGUAUUAUCGUUGUUGAUUUUUGUAAUUGGACUUGUAUCUUUUCGUACAUUUAUGUUGUGAACAGAAGCUCUUCCCAAUGAU
Musa acuminata subsp. malaccensis (wild Malaysian banana) is the source of this 1245-nucleotide messenger RNA. RefSeq lists its product as uncharacterized. NCBI's taxonomy places the organism in Eukaryota, Viridiplantae, Streptophyta, Magnoliopsida, Zingiberales, Musaceae. The record is from RefSeq and is a predicted model, not a curated record.